This is a messenger RNA of Chlorella variabilis, 306 nucleotides long. RefSeq lists its product as hypothetical. The transcript is spliced from 2 exons. The record is from RefSeq and is a predicted model, not a curated record. NCBI's taxonomy places the organism in Eukaryota, Viridiplantae, Chlorophyta, Trebouxiophyceae, Chlorellales, Chlorellaceae. The coding region runs from base 1 to 306 and encodes 101 amino acids.
AUGCUGCCCGCUGGCGAGCCUGUCAGCAGCAAGUUGCAGGGUGAAGGAGAGCCCAGGGCAGUGCCGGAGGCACAGCCUGGGGAGGCGCCCACGCCCGAGCACAAGCAGGCCAUUGCCGACCUCCAUGAGCCGCCCGCCGACCUUCCCAAAGGUGGGCCGAGCAGCAUGGGCGCCAACGUCGGCCCGCCAGGCACCAGAGUGCUGAUCGCAGGCUAUGCUGGCACCACAGCCGACAGCAUCGCAGGCAGCGGCCGCGGUACCGGCGCCCGGCCCCUGGGAGGCAGCAAGACGGGCAGCGCCAGCUGA